AUGGGUCGUGGGAGUGGAAAAGUAACCUUGAAACACAUUCAAAAUGAGAAAGUUCGUACAUCAGCUUUCAAUCAGAGAAGUAAAGGAUUAACAAAAAAAGUAUCAGAGUUUUCUAACAACUUUGAAGUUGAAGCUUUCUUAAUUGUGUACGGUGGUGAUCGUGACGGUAAACCCAUGACUUGGCCACAAGACCCCAGAACACUACGAUCCAUGCUUACAAAAUAUGAGCAACAAAAGAAUGAGACAACUCCAACGAAAUUUGAAGCGAAAGACUAUUUUGCAAAUAAGAAGAAUGCGGUUGAAGCUGAGAUAUUGAGAGUGCGCAAAAAGAUCACAAAGAACAAAUAUCCAACCUGGGGUAGAUGUUUUAACAAUUUGGAAGGGGAGCAACUCAAAGGUUUCAUCAACUUUGUAGAUCUCAAGAUUCAGUGUUGUGACGAAAGAAUUAACAUGUUGAAAAAUAUGGAACAGAGUGAUCAAACUAGUUUCAGGGAAAACACUGCUCAUAUGCCAGAUAAUGUUACCUCUCCACAAGCAAGCCAACCUGAUGAUACUCUGAAACAACUUGUUAGUAUUAAUGACAUGAUGGAUUUCACGGAUGUUAUAGAGUGGGAUGAUCCAAUGCCUCAAAAUAAUGUUUUCUCCUCACAUUCAAGUGAACUUGAUGACAUGCAUAGCAUUCCUCAAAUGCAAACUAUCUCUGCUCCUUUGAAGUCACUUGAUAAUAUUAAUGACAUGGUGGAUUUCAGCGAUGUUAUAGAGUGGGAUGAUCUAAUGCCUCAAAAUAAUGGUUUCUCCUCACAUUCAAGUGAACUUAAUGUCAUGGAUAGCAUUCCUCAAAUGCAACCUAUCUCUGCUCCUUUGAAGUCACUUGAUAAUAUAAGUUUGCCUUUAACUUCAUCAACAAGUCAACUUGGUGAGUUUGUGAAGUUGGAUGAUCUAAUGGAUAAAUCUGAUCAGGACUGGGCUAGUCAACUUGUGGAUUUGGAUGACUGGGCUUCUAAUAAGCUAGAUGAUGAUGAUGGUAUUGUGAAUUGGCUAAGGCAACCUGAUGUGUUUGAAUGGCAAGAUAUUUCCUUUUCAUCUGAAAUUGAACAACAAUGUGCAGCUUUGGAUGUCUUUUCCCAAUCAAUAUAUGGAUUUUAA
Messenger RNA from Trifolium pratense (red clover), 1146 nucleotides. RefSeq lists its product as uncharacterized. The record is from RefSeq and is a predicted model, not a curated record. The transcript has a single exon. NCBI's taxonomy places the organism in Eukaryota, Viridiplantae, Streptophyta, Magnoliopsida, Fabales, Fabaceae. The coding region runs from base 1 to 1146 and encodes 381 amino acids. Gene Ontology annotation, molecular function: DNA binding; protein dimerization activity.